Molecule: messenger RNA, 2439 nt
Organism: Striga asiatica
Lineage: Eukaryota; Viridiplantae; Streptophyta; Magnoliopsida; Lamiales; Orobanchaceae
Source: the annotation of a GenBank genome assembly
AUUCAUAUAUGCAUGUAUUUAAUUUCACCCAUUCUCCCUCUAACUAUAUUAAAUAUUGACUAAGAGAAUUUGCCAACUGUAUAACACCAAGCAUUUCCACACACCAUUUGCUGCCCAAUUACAACAAUGUCGACUGCAUUGUAACUGAGCAACUGCACAGAGAAGACCAUCUCCUCAACUGCUCUUUCCGCUCCAAUGGCCGCCGGUGAGGACAUCACGGAGGCGCUCCGCCUAGUUCGCGACGUCGUUCGGAUCUCCGGCUCCGGGUUCUCGGGCCUAUUCAAGAAAGACUGCUCGGACUUGGCGAGAAGGGUAUCGCUCUUAGCACAUUUGCUUGAAGAGAUUAGGGACUCGAAGAAAGCUCAAGAAAAAUGUGAAGUGGGUUCAUCUUCUCUAUCCGGUUCUUGCCUUUCCAAUCUGAUUUUAGCUUUAAAGGCUGCGAAAAGUCUCGUCGUUGCCGCUAACGAUUUUGAUAGCACGGAUUUUUCUUCUCGGCUUCAGGAUGUGGCUACAAAGAAAAUCAUGUUCCAAUUUCAAUGCGUGACAUGGAAAUUGGAGAAAGCACUAGCUAACUUUCCACACGAUGAUUUUGAUAUAACCGAGGAAGUAAAAGAGCAGGUUGAUUUAGCCACAGCACAAUUGAGACGGGCGACUGAAAAAUAUGGUGGGCCCUUAAACUCAAUUUUGUUGCACAGAGCAAUCUCUCAGCCGUUGGAUAAAGAGAUUGACCCAUUUCAGCCAAGCAAUAUUGAUGAUGAGGUGAACAGGAAACUGGAAGGUUUUGCUUUAGAUGAAGUUUGUGAAACUAAAGAAAGCCUAAUAAGGGACUCGUCUGCCUUAUCUGAGAUUUGUUGUGUCACGAAGGAUUUAGAUUGUGCAAGAAAUAAUAGCUUGUCAUGCAAAAACAGAGAGGAAAACAAGAAGCCUGAUAAUUUAGUGAUCCCUGAUGAUUUUCUUUGCCCAAUAUCACUCGAGCUUAUGAGGGAUCCAGUUAUUGUGGCCACGGGGCAGACCUAUGAGAGAUCCUACAUACAAAGAUGGAUCGACUGUGGGAACACAACAUGCCCGAAAACCCAGCAAAAACUCCACCACUUCACUCUCACCCCAAACUACGUCCUCAGAAGCCUCAUCUCUCAAUGGUGCCUCAAACACAAGCUCCUUCACCCUACUCCCCUGCACCCCCACACACACGAUUUAUUCUUCACCUUCCAAACCCUUAUCCACCAAAUCUCAACCUCAUCUCCCAAAGAACGCAGAGAAGCCUUGUCCGAAAUCCGGUCACUUUCCAAAACAAACACAGACAAUCGCAUCCUUCUUGCCGAGGCCGGAGCCAUUCCUAUUCUCGUCAGUCUAUUAACUUCCGACGACUCCUUCAUUCAAGAAAAUGCCGUCACCUGCAUUCUCAACCUCUCGAUUUACGAAAACAACAAAAUGCUCAUCAUGCAGGCAAACGCAAUACCCUCGAUCGUUCAGCUUCUUAGAUCCGGAAAAAGCACGGAGGCCCGCGAAAAUGCGGCCGCCACACUUUUCAGUUUAUCUUACGCAGACGAGAAUAAAAUAAUAAUCGGGGCCUCGGGUGCUAUAUCAGCUUUGGUCGAUUUGCUUGAGAAAGGGAGCUCGAGAGGGAAAAAAGAUGCGGCCACAGCUUUGUUUAAUUUGUGUAUUUAUCAUGGGAAUAAAGGGAGGGCUGUUCGGGCCGGGAUUAUAAACGGGCUUAUGAAGAUGCUUACGGGCUCGGGCAUGGUUGAUGAGGCUUUGGCUCUUCUUUCAGUUCUUGUGGGCCACCCGGAGGCGAAAACUGGUAUUAGGAAGGCGAAUAUGAUGCCGGUUUUGGUGGGCCUUGUGAAGACGGGCUUGCCACGCGGGAAAGAGAAUGCAGCUGCUGUUUUGUUCUGUUUGUGCAAAAGGGACUCUGCAAAUCUUGCUUGCUUGAGCGGGCUUGGAGGGAUGGUGGCUCUUAUGGAGUUAGCAGAAAAUGGUACUGAGCGGGCGAAGAGGAAGGCAUUGUCGUUGUUGGAGGACCUUCGUAGAUUUCAAAAGAGGUCUGGUUAACUGAUUUUUUAUUUUUUUUUUGGAUUUGACGGUGAAAAUUACACGAUUUUUUACAGUGUGGGGGGGAUUUGAGUUGGGGCAUGAGUUGGUAAGAAAUUUCUUGUGCCUCUUUGGAAUUUCAUUGUAUUUAUUGACUUCAAAUUCGUUCUUAAGCGUGGGACUCGAGCUUUGAUCUUGACUUAUGUUUGUUUUUGGUGUAUUUUGCGUUGGAAAAAUGAUUGUUUAACGUGAGUGAUUAAACCCCAUUAAGCAGUACAAAAAUUCUUCCAAUGGGGAGCUUUCUUCUCUCAACGGAGAGCCGUAAUUCCUUCAUCGGAAGGCCAAUAAGGAACUGCCAUUUACGCCAUAUCAAGAUUUAGAUUAAGGUCAUCGUCUUCUCUCUCUCUU